Molecule: messenger RNA, 1119 nt
Organism: Mucor mucedo
Lineage: Eukaryota; Fungi; Mucoromycota; Mucoromycetes; Mucorales; Mucoraceae
Product: RTA1 like protein-domain-containing protein
Exons: 1
Coding region: 50-943 (297 amino acids)
Cellular component (GO): membrane
Source: RefSeq, a predicted model, not a curated record
CCUUUCUCUUUGUUUAUCACUUUUUUUAUUUGCAUUUCCUUAAUUAAAAAUGCCUAGAGGCGACGUAUUCUUAAACGAUGGGCAAAACAAGGCAAUGUUUCUCUUCCAUUACAUACCCAACAAACCUUUGGCCUAUACUGCUUUGGCAGUCUAUGCGCUAUUCACCAUCUAUCUGACGUUCCGUGUAUACCGAUCUAAAAGUCCCAAAUUUCUGUACAUUUUGGCCUUUACGGGCCUCAUGGAAACUAUUGGUUACGUGGUUCGAAUUAUUUGUGCUAAUUUUACUGAUCUGGGCAGAUAUAUUGGAACUACACUUUUUAUUCUUUUGGCACCCAACGCAUUAGCUCUCGUCAAUUACAAAGCAGUAGGGGAAAUCAUUCGUUUGUCUAACGUCGAGACCGAUAAAUUCUAUCUUCGCACCAAAUUCGUGACAUGGUUCUUUUUUGGCAGUGAUAUAUUUUCAUUUGUUUUACAGGGUGCCGGUGGUGGUAUGCAAACAAUUACUCGAUUGAAUAAUGUGGGUAUUGCUAUCACGCUUGUGGGUCUUGGUACACAAUUAUUCUUUUUCGCCGCUUUUGCUUGCAUUACUGUCUAUGUACAUCGUCGUCCCGAAUAUAAUUAUCAUGUAGAAGGAUCACCCAAUGCCAAAAGAAAUCUGGUUUAUUGUCUUUACGUUACCAUAGCUUUGUUAUAUAUCCGGUCAAUUUAUCGUGUAGCCGAAUAUGCUACCGGAUACAGUGGUCCAAUUGCUAGAUUAGAGUGGGCUUUUUACGUUUUCGAUUCAUUGAUUAUUGCCAUCAGUUUCCUCGUAUAUAGUGUCUUUUUCAUCGGUAAUUAUCUUCCUAAACACGAUGCUGUCCAAUUAUUCGACGAUAAAGUGUCUGUCUCUCCAUCAAGCUCAACAGAAAAUGAUGAUCGAGAUGUCGAACUUAAUAAAUACUAAAAGCUUAUAUUUUAAACUACUCUCAAAUACACUAAUAUCAUUUAACGUUAAAUAAUAAUAGCAAUGUACACUUGUUGUGCUUAUUUUUAUUUCGCGGGUUUCAUGGAAACUUGUCAUAUGUACUCAUUUCAUGAGCCGUAUAAAUAUGAUAGCUUUCAAUGGCAAUUAGGCAAGUC